GAACGGCAUACAAUUUCGACAAGUAUGGAGCUGAUCUUAUCUCUGAAUUCGGUGUUGAAUACGACACUGAAAGUGUCAUGCACUAUGACAAAUAUGCCUUCAGCAAGAAUGGACAGCCCACAAUUAUUUCUAUCCGGGACCCCAACCAAAGUCUUGGAAACAACAGGGGACUCACCGACAGAGAUAUUCUGAAACUGAAUCGCAUGUAUGGCUGCUGAAAAUAGUGUGAAAAGUGCGCAACAAUAAAUAACUUUAAAGCA
Gryllus bimaculatus (two-spotted cricket) is the source of this 260-nucleotide messenger RNA. The record is from the annotation of a GenBank genome assembly. NCBI's taxonomy places the organism in Eukaryota, Metazoa, Arthropoda, Insecta, Orthoptera, Gryllidae.